Eupeodes corollae is the source of this 1845-nucleotide messenger RNA. RefSeq lists its product as uncharacterized. Lineage: Eukaryota; Metazoa; Arthropoda; Insecta; Diptera; Syrphidae. The coding region runs from base 1 to 1845 and encodes 614 amino acids. The transcript has a single exon. The record is from RefSeq and is a predicted model, not a curated record.
AUGCCAAUUGUAUUCCGUCUCCGGGUGCUUGUAGCUGCUCUAAUAACACUUCAACCUGCAACCGCGGCCAUUAAUUGUACGUUCGUAAUCGAAAUCAUCGGCAGGCUUUAUGAUGUCUAUCCGGUGCAAACGUUUCCAAUUUUCUGGAGUCGAUACAUUGAACCUACGGAUAGUUUGUUUGCUAACGUCUCACAGAAUCUCUUCCAUCAAUAUCCGAUUCCACAGAUGCACUUUACCCAAUCGUCAAAUCACGAGGAGCUACGGAAUUCGUUGGACGUAAAUACCACAGUCUCCAUUGUGCUCACCGAUCAUAUGUCGAUGGAAAUUCUUAAGAUUGUCGAAACUCGGUUAAGAGGAAUGCACUUGGCGAAGCUGGUGUUAGUCUUGAGGGAAGAAGUUUUUCUCGACCAAUUGAGAUUUUUUCAAAAUUGGAUUUGGGAGAAGCAGUUUAUCAACGCUUUGGUGCUGUUCCAGGACAAGACCAGCCAUCAAAAUCAGAUUUUCACAGUCUACGGUUAUCCCGAACCGCACUGGGUCAACAAGACUGGGGUUUCUGAUGCUAGGAAGCUUUUCAUGAAACCCACUAAGGACCUAAAGAACUAUAGAAUUGAAAUUCUCUACAUGGAAGACGUUCCAAGGGUGUUUGUUCUAAAUAAAAACGGAGAGCAGCGUAUAGUUGGGCGUCAUGCAAAUCUCAUCAAGCUUUUUGCCAAGCACAUGAACAUCGACCUUGUCUACAAUUUUCAACCCCAUUUGGAUUUGGAGAAAAUCCUCCGCGAGUUCCAUAAUCGCAAUAUGGAACUUAGUGUUCAUUCGUAUUCGAUGUUUGAUCUGGAGGAUAUUGGAUGCAGUUACCCCCUCGAAACGGUUCGUUGGUGUAUCAUGGUGCCACUGCGAAGUGAGGUGCCCAAGAGCGAUUAUCCCAUCAUAAGUUUCGACACAGGCACCUGGAUUGCCACUGGAUUGAGUGUGCUUUAUAUCGGUAUACUGCUGCGUUUCAUUGAUCCGCCAUCUUCGGAAGUUACCCAGAAGUACUUCUUCCUGCGGAGUCUGGCGAUGCUGAUGUAUAGCCCGAAUAUGGCGGAACGAAUGACGAUGCCGACUGUCAGGCAGAUUCUAUUCUUCGCUCAGGUUUUCGUGCUGGGUUUCAUUUUGUCUUGCUUCUACUCCACGUAUCUGACAAGUUUUUGCACAUACAUGGUGUUCCAGCCACCAAUCGACAGCGUUGAAGACCUAGUGAAGGAGAAUCUGCGAGUGAUGGUCAUUGACUAUGAGCUUGAGGCAAUACGCACGCGGGCUAUCUAUGGCGAAACAUUUUUAAAGCUCCUCUAUCCAGUCUCGUAUCUCGAGGUAAAUACACGCAGAGCUCAAUUCGAUGGGCAUUAUGCCUAUAGCAUUCGUCAAGACCGCUGGAAUUUCCUUAACAAGCAGCAACGAGGUCUGGAAAAGGUUUUCUUCCGACUUUCGAAAAUCUGCUUUGGCAGGCACUUCACCAUGUUUCCUCUACAAUUUGACUCACAUCUUCGUGCAGACUUGGAUAUGUUCAUUCUGAUUGUGAUGCAGGCUGGAUUGGAUUUAUUUUGGGACGAAGAAGCAUUUCGCAUGGCAGUGACCAUGAAGCUAUCAAAAGUUCUGGUCGAACAGACUGUUGUGGUGCAACCAUUGCGUUUGGAUUACUUUCAACAUGUCUACGCUGGCUAUUGGUCACUGAUUGGGAUAAGUACUUUGAUUUUUAUCUUCGAAGUGUUGUAUAACAGAUAUUUUGUCAUUCGUAGAGCCCUGGAACGAGCAAGGGCCUUGGAAGAUUAUGUGCAGGGAAAUGACGAUGGCGAGGGAUUUAAUUAA